Messenger RNA from Chironomus riparius, 1737 nucleotides. Lineage: Eukaryota; Metazoa; Arthropoda; Insecta; Diptera; Chironomidae. The record is from the annotation of a GenBank genome assembly.
GAUUAUGUGGAUUCUAGUUUGUUUUCUGUUACUUUUAAGCACUCUAUUUGACAUUUCUGCCUUUACAAUAAAUACUGAAAAACAACAGUUGGUGAACUCGCUGACACAUUUUAGUGCAAAUUGUUUUUUGGAUAAUUCAACUUAUUACCAUGGAGAGACAUUUAAGCCUGACUGUAGGACGCAAUGUGUUUGCCAGAAUGGUCACCAUGCCUGCUCAUCUCUAUGUCCACAUGAAAAUUUGCCACCUCCAGUUGAUACAGCAAUUUGUAUAGCACCAAAAUUAGUACAACUGCCGGAUCACUGCUGUCGAGUUUGGCUGUGUGAGACGCCUACAACUGAUGUGAAUGCGACAUGCUUUAAUGCUUCUACAACGCCAUGGUCACGAUGUUCUGAAAAUUGUGGGAUUGGUGUUUCAACGAGAAAUGUAACAACAACGCCUGGAUGUACAGAACUUAGUAAUAUUCGACUUUGUCAGAAUCAUCGGUGCGGUCGAAUUGAAGAUAAUUUAAUUGUUGAUAAAAACGAUAGGUCAUAUUACUCAUCAUCUUUAAACAUUAUGAAAAAAAAGUUAAUUAAAAAACAUAGAAUUAGGAAAGGACAUGAGUGUCGAAGUUCUCAACGAAAAGGUCCAUCGAGAUUACGUUUAGGACCAUGUGUAUCACGAAAAUUGUAUCGUCCGAAAAUAUGCGGACAAUGUCAAAGUAAAAACAUGUGUUGUGUGCCUUUAGUAUCAUCAACUAUUCAAGUAGAACUUUUAUGCCCACUAAAUUCGGGUAAUCUGUUUGAUUUUAUUGAAUAUGGCUAUGAUUUAUGGGAUAGCGAUUCAAUUGAUCCAUUGGACCAAGAGCUACUGAAUUCGCGGCAGAUUCAUAUUGAAAAUAAAUUCAUUGAUGUCGAAUGGGUAGUAAAAUGUCAAUGCGGUUAUAGGGGUAAGAAUUGUACAUCACAUCAACAAACUAGUGAGGAUUCUAUCGAGCUUUUAAAGCGGGUGCAUCGAACGUAACUUUAAAAAAUAGGUGAAAGCAGAGUUAUCGAAAAAAUGAGCAAAACAAGAUGCGAGAUUCAAGGAAAAAUUGAAACCUUGCUAUUGCUUAAAAAAUGUGACCUUACACAGCUAAAUUUAAUAUUUUAAGAAACAUAAUAUAACAUUUCGUUCAUAAAAAAGGAGAAAAGUACACUUGACAUUACAUUUGAAUUUUAAUUUAAACACAUACAAGAGGAAAUCAAAAAGAUAACAUGAUGAAAAAGUCGUUUUGUAAUUUCUUUGUGCAUAUUUUCAAAAGAAAAACUGUUUUAAGAACUUUAUUCUGUCUGCCUAUCUAUUUAGAACACACAAUUUAAGAACAUUUUGAUUUUUUUUUGUAAAAUGAUAUUUAAUGAAAUUAGAUCAAAAAACCAAGUUGAUACCAAAUGAAAAGAAAUGCGUCUAAAUAGGUAAUUCAUGAUGAUAUUCCGAAAAAAUAAAAAAUAGGGAGAAAACAUUACAUAAAUAAAUCAAACAGGAAAAAUUUUAAAGAAUGAAUAAAAAAUUUAAAUUUAAAUUGAGGAUUAUUUUUAUCAGAAUUUUAAUUUUGGAUGUAAUGUGAAAUAAGAAAUAAAACUGGUUGAAUAUAUGAGCAAAUCGACCAAUAAAAGACACGUCAAGUUUUGAUUAAAAAAAUGUAGCAAAUUUCAUUAACACGUUUUGUAUAAUUUCAAAGAAAUCUUUCAAUUUUCGUCGGAAACUCACCUCGAAAC